This is a messenger RNA of Pongo pygmaeus (Bornean orangutan), 1371 nucleotides long. RefSeq names its product SH2 domain containing 7 (gene SH2D7). The transcript is spliced from 6 exons. The record is from RefSeq and is a predicted model, not a curated record. Gene Ontology annotation, cellular component: cytoplasm. Lineage: Eukaryota; Metazoa; Chordata; Mammalia; Primates; Hominidae.
AUGGAGGACAGCCUAAAGCAGCUCAGCCUGGGGAGAGAUCCUGAGGGGUCAGGGGACAGCCAGGCCCUGGCUGAGCUCCAGGAGCUUGCCCUGAAGUGGUUCAUGGAGACACAGGCCCCCUUCAUUCUACAGAACGGUGCCCUGCCUCCCUGGUUUCAUGGAUUCAUCAUCCACAAGCAGACGGAGCAGCUACUCAGGGACAAAGCUCUUGGUUCCUUCCUUAUCCGCCUCAGUGACUGAACCACCGGCUACAUCUUGUCCUACAGGGGCAGCGAUCGCUGCCGACAUUUUGUUAUCAACCAGCUUCGAAACCGGCGUUACAUCAUCUCAGGAGACUCCCAGAGCCACAGCACCCCGGCUGAGCUUGUGCACCAUUACCAGGAGGCACAGCUCGAGCCCUUCGAAGAGACGCUGACUGCUGCCUGCCCCCGGCCAGAGGACAAUGAUCUGUAUGAUGCCAUCACCCGGGGCCUCCACCAGCCCAUCGUGGACCCAGAAAACCCGCCUGCCACGGCAUCCCCCACAGUGGUCCCAGACAAGGCCGCCAGCCCCUGCUCUUCUCCAAAGCCCCAGGUCUCCUUCCUCCACGCACAGAAGAUCCUGGAUGUGAGUCCCCGGAACCUCUCCCAGGAGGAAAGCAUGGAGGCUCCCAUCAGAGUGUCUCCACUCCCUGAGAGGAGUUCCUCCCUCCUGGAAGAGUCUUUUGGAGGCCCCAGUGACAUCAUCUAUGCAGACCUGAGGAAGAUGAACCAGGCACAGCUAGGCUUGGGCACAGAGGGGUCCGGCAGGCAUGGGCCAGUUCCAGCUGGCAGCCAGGCCUACUCCCCAGGCAGGGAGGCCCAAAGGAGACUCUCAGAUGGAGAACAGAACAGGCCUGAUGGCCUGGUGCGCGUCCUCUCUGGGGUGAGCUCAGACCAGGGUCCCACAGUGUCUCCCACUUCCUGGGGGUGUUCUGAUGCCAUGGGAUCCCUGGGGGCUACCUGGAGGCAGGAGUUUCCAAAGCUGAGCCAAGAGGCUCAGCCCUGCUCCCAGGGCAGCUCUGCAGAUAUCUAUGAGUUCAUCGGGACAGAAGGCCUCCUGCAAGAGCCCAGGGACACACCAGACCAAGAAGGCAGUACCUAUGAGCAGAUCCCAGCUUGCUGGGGUGGCCCAGCCAGGGCCCCACAUCCUGGGGCCAGUCCCACAUAUAGCCCAUGGGUCCAUGGGCCCUUGGACCAUGGCUACAAGAGGAUCUCAGGGACCCCAGGGCUCUCAGAGCCUGGGAACACCUAUAAGCAGACCCCAGCAACCAAGAGCAAGGAGACUGGACGGACACACAAGCCUGACAAGCUUCGGAGGCUCUUCUUCACGGACAGGAAGCACAAAUUCUGA